AACAGCCUAAACUUUGUUUCUCUCUUUGCAUUGUAUCUUCUGUUCUCCGUUUGUCUUCCGAGAAAAUUAAACUAGUAAAAACUUGUUUUUAAUCGUCGUGUUCCCCUCUCCUUGUUCUUUAGAACAUACACGUAUAAUCUUCGUGGUGUUUCUCUUUCAGACGGGGACUCUUUCUUCUUUUCGUAUUUUCUGAAAGUUUCUUCUGGAAGACUUGUUUUGCAUUUUAACGAUCUCUCUGCCGCACUGUAAAUUUCGCAUCGAUAAUUAUAACAUUUUUCCUUCACACGUAGCUUAAUCUUGAAGUAACGCGAAUUGCUUGUAUUUUUAUCUAUCACGAUUUGGCUCUUCGUAGGUGAUCUGUUUAGGAGGAUUUUUAUUUCCAUUGGAGUCCGCAGUAUGAUUCGCUGUUGAAGAUAUAGGAGUCUCGUUUGCAGAGAUGAAGAGGUCCAGAGAAGAGCUUUACAUGGCCUCUCAACUCAAGCGGCCUAUGGCUUCUUCUCGAGGAGAACCAUCUGGCCAGCCCCAGAUGCUGGCAGGGGCAACUACGCAGAAACUAACAACCAAUGAUGCCCUAGCUUAUCUCAAGGCGGUGAAGGACAUAUUUCAAGACAAUAGGGAAAAAUACGAUGACUUUCUUGAAGUCAUGAAAGAUUUCAAGGCUCAAAGGAUUGACACUACGGGUGUCAUAGCAAGGGUAAAAGAGUUAUUUAAGGGCCAUCGAGACCUAAUUUUGGGUUUCAAUACCUUCUUGCCAAAGGGAUAUGAGAUCACCCUCCCAAAUGAGGAUGAACAACCUCAACCAAAGAAACCUGUUGAAUUUGAAGAAGCAAUCAGUUUUGUUAACAAGAUAAAGACACGAUUUCAAGGUGAUGAUCACGUAUAUAAGUCAUUUUUGGACGUUUUGAAUAUGUACAGAAAGGAAAGCAAGUCCAUCAGUGAGGUCUACCAGGAGGUUGCUGCACUUUUCCAAGAUCACGAAGACCUGCUUGUUGAGUUCACUCAUUUUCUGCCUGAUGCCUCAGCAACAGCCCCCACUCAUUAUGCCCAAUCUGGUAGGAAUCCAAUGCUCCGGGACAGAAGCUCUGCCAUGCCUAUAAUGCGACAAGUGCAUGUUGACAAGAAAGAAAGGGCAAUGGCUUUACAUGGUGAUCGAGACCUUAGUGUUGACCGGCCUGAUCCAGACCAUGAUAGAUCUUUGGUCAGAGUGGAGAAAGAGCAACAGAGGCGUGGUGAAAAGGAUAGGCGAGAAGACAGAGACAGGAGAGAACGAGAUAGGGAUGAUAGAGAAUUUGAGCAUGACAGCAGUAGGGAAUUUAAUAUACAGCGAUUUCCCCACAAGCGAAAAACUUCUCGUAGGGUUGAAGACACUGCUGAACAAUUGCAGCAAGGUGGGGACGGUGAUGAGAACUUUAAAGUGCAUCCUAAUUCAUCCUCCUAUGAAGAUAAAGGUUCCAUGAAAAGUUUGUGUGGUCGAGAGUUUGCCUUUUGCGAGAAAGUUAAAGAGAAGUUACGAAACCCUGAUGACUACCAGGAAUUCCUGAAGUGCCUUCAUAUUUAUAGCAAGGAAAUAAUUACAAGAUCAGAAUUGCAAUCUUUGGUGGGUGAUUUACUUGGAAGAUACCCGGAUCUUAUGGAUGGAUUUAAUGAAUUUUUGGCACGUUGUGAGAAGAAUGAUGCACUCCUUGCUGGUGUCAUUAAUAAAAAACCCUUCUGGAAUGAUGGACAUUUACCCAGACCAGUAAAGAUAGAGGAUAGGGACAAAGAUCGAGAUCACGAAAAGGAUGAUGGGGUUAAAGAUAGAGACCGUGAAAACCGAGAAAGGGAUAGACUUGAAAACCGGGAAAGAGAGAGACUUGACAAAAGUGGAAGUAAAGAUGUUGGGGGUCAUAAGAUGUCUUUAUUUUCCAGCAAGGAUAAGUAUAUGGCAAAACCUAUUAAUGAACUUGACUUAUCCAAUUGUGAGCGCUGCACUCCUAGUUACCGUCUGCUGCCAAAGAUUUAUCCGAUACCUUCAGUUAGCCAUAGAACAGAGCUUGGUUCCAAAGUAUUGAAUGAUCAUUGGGUAUCUGUCACAUCAGGAAGUGAGGAUUACUCUUUUAAACACAUGCGCAAAAAUCAGUACGAAGAAAGCUUGUUUCGAUGUGAAGAUGACAGGUUUGAACUGGAUAUGUUGUUAGAGUCUGUGAAUGUAACAACCAAGCGCGUUGAAGAGCUAUUGGAGAAGAUCAACAACAAUACAUUGAAAAUUGACAGCCCAGUUUGUAUUGAGGAACACUUCACAGCUCUGAAUCUCAGGUGCAUUGAACGCUUAUAUGGUGACCACGGGCUUGAUGUGAUGGAUGUGUUGAGGAAGAAUGCACCUCUUGCUUUGCCAGUUAUACUAACACGCUUGAAGCAGAAACAAGAAGAGUGGGCGCGGUGUCGUUCUGAUUUUAACAAAGUUUGGGCUGAAAUUUAUUCUAAGAACUAUCACAAAUCGCUUGAUCAUCGUAGCUUCUACUUCAAGCAACAGGACACAAAGAGCUUGAGCACGAAAGCCUUAUUGGCGGAGAUCAAAGAAAUUAGUGAGAAAAAGCGCAAGGAAGAUGAUGUGCUACUUGCUAUUGCUGCUGGAAAUAGGCGACCAAUCAUUCCAAAUUUGGAAUUUGAGUACCCUGAUCCAGACAUCCAUGAAGAUCUAUAUCAGCUAAUUAAAUAUUCCUGUGGAGAAGUUUGUACAACCGAACAGUUGGAUAAAGUUAUGAAGAUUUGGACAACAUUUCUGGAACCCAUGCUUGGUGUUCCUUCUCGGCCUCAGGGUGCAGAGGAUACCGAAGAUGUUGUUAAGGCAAAAAGCCAUCCUGUCAACAGCCGUGCUGCAACUGUUGGGGAAACUGAUCUCAUUGCUGGUGGUGGCAGUGCCACUGCCAUGAAUCCUUCACAUUCCAAUCCUUCCAGAAAUGGUGAUGAAAGUAUUCCACCAGAACAAGCAAGUUCUUGCAGGGCUUGGUCAGUAAUUGGGGAUAAUGGAGUUAAAGAAGAAAGUCCUCUUGAUGCUGAACAUAUUGUACAUAAGAGUGAUACUUUCUGCAACCCUCCAAACGGUAAAGUACAGAUCAAUGCAUCUAUGGCUGAUGAACAAUCUGGAGUCAACAAGAAAUAUAACUCCAAUGAACGAAUAGUCAAUUCAAGCACAUCCCUUGCCACUGGAGUGGAGCAAAGUAAUGGAAGAACUAACAUAGAGAACGCAUCAGGGCUUAGUGGUACUCCAUCCAGACCUAGCAAUGCUGCUGUUGAGGGCGGGGUCGAUCUACCUCCAUCAGAGGGUGAUGACUCUACAAGACCAGUUAUAUCCACCAACGGGGUGGUGUCAGAUGGCAUCAAAGUUCAGAGAUUCCAUGAAGAAUCAGUUGGACACUUCAGAGUAGAAAGAGAAGAGGGUGAAUUAUCUCCAAAUGGAGAUUUUGAGGAGGAUAAUUUUGCAGUUUAUAGAGAUUCUGGUUUGGAGGCCGUGCAGAAAGCAAAGGAUGGUGCUAUGGGCAGACAAUAUCCAACCAGACACAGAGAAGAAGAUAUAUGCUGUGCAGAGGCAGGAGGAGAAAAUGAAGCCGAUGCCGAUGCCGAUGAUGAAGGUGAGGAAAGUGCUCAGAGGUCUUCUGAGGACACUGAGAAUGCUUCUGAAAAUGGGGAUGUAUCUGGAAGCGAGUCUGCUGAUGGUGAGUGUUCCCGUGAAGAGCACGAGGAAGAUGGAGAUCAUGAGCAUGAUAAUAAGGCUGAGAGUGAAGGUGAAGCCGAAGGGAUGGCUGAUGCACAUGAUGUUGAAGGAGAUGGGACAUCUUUACCAUAUUCGGAGCGCUUUUUACUUACAGUGAAGCCUCUUGCAAAGCAUGUCCCAUCAGCGUUGCAUGAGAAAGAGAAGGAUUCUCGGGUUUUUUAUGGAAAUGACUCCUUAUAUGUGCUUUUCAGGCUUCACCAAACGUUGUAUGAGAGAAUACAAUCAGCAAAGGUUAAUUCAUCAUCUGCUGAAAGGAAAUGGAGGGCUUCAAAUGAUUCAAGCCCUACAGAUCUUUAUGCCAGAUUCAUGAAUGCACUUUACAAUUUACUUGAUGGUUCUUCUGACAAUACAAAAUUUGAGGAUGAUUGUCGAGCUAUUAUUGGAACUCGUUCAUAUGUUUUAUUCACGCUAGACAAACUGAUAUAUAAACUUGUUAAACAACUUCAAACAGUUGCCACUGAUGAGAUGGACAACAAGCUUCUCCAACUAUAUGCAUAUGAAAAAUCAAGAAAACCUGGAAGAUUCAUUGAUAUAGUUUAUCACGAAAAUGCUCGUGUUCUUCUCCAUGACGAGAACAUAUAUCGCAUUGAAUGUUCAUCUACACCAACUUGUUUGUCUAUCCAACUUAUGGACUAUGGUCAUGAUAAGCCCGAAGUGACUGCUGUUUCCAUGGACCCAAAUUUUUCGGCAUAUUUGCACACUGACUUCCUUACAGUUGUUCCUGAAAAGAAAGAGAAGUCUGGAAUCUUCUUGAAGAGGAAUGUUCGCAAAUAUGCCAACGGUGAUGAAUUUUCUACAGCUUGCCAGGCAAUGGAAGGAGUUCAAGUUGUCAAUGGAUUAGAGUGUAAGAUAGCUUGCAAUUCAUCCAAGGUCUCAUAUGUUUUAGAUACAGAAGACUUAUUGUUCAGGGUGAAAAGGAAAAGGACAACUUACGGCUCAUGCCAUGACCAGGCAGUGUCGUCAAGUAGACUACAACGAUUUCACAGACUGCUUUCUAGCUGAUACUAGACUUACUGUGACCCUAAGUAGAUAUGCAUUUUGCACGCGAUAGUUACUCAGGUACCAGAGUCGGAAAGAUUAUGGCGCCACGGAAGGAAAAGCUUUCGUGGAAUCAUCUUCCAUUUGUUCUCACAUUUCUGUCUCACCAACCAAAUAAAAGAAUUGAAGAGAAGGGGGGGAGGGAUAUGGCUUAACGGGUGUGGUAUAAUGUAUGUAUGUAUGUAUGUAUGUGGCGUUUUUGGCCACAUGUAAAUAGCGGUAAUUUGUGAUGUAAACCUGAGAUAUAUGUUCAUUCCAUUCAUCGAUAUUCUUGUUGAAUCUUUUGACCCAUAAGAGAUUUUCCCUUUUAAUUUCA
Carya illinoinensis is the source of this 5108-nucleotide messenger RNA. RefSeq names its product paired amphipathic helix protein Sin3-like 4. Bases 437 to 4756 code for a protein of 1439 amino acids. Gene Ontology annotation, biological process: negative regulation of transcription by RNA polymerase II. Gene Ontology annotation, molecular function: transcription corepressor activity. The record is from RefSeq and is a predicted model, not a curated record. NCBI's taxonomy places the organism in Eukaryota, Viridiplantae, Streptophyta, Magnoliopsida, Fagales, Juglandaceae. The transcript has 24 exons. Gene Ontology annotation, cellular component: histone deacetylase complex; chromatin.